GGCAGUCGGGAAGAUGGCGCAGCGUCUGUUGCGGAGGGCGGCGCGUGGAGCGGUGGCAGCGACGACGGCGCAGCCCCGGCUGACAGCCUCCCUGGCCGCUGGUGCCUGCAGGCGCGGCUACAGCCUCUGGCCCAAUCGCAAGUACAUUCCUCGGAGGGCAGUACUCUAUGUCCCUGGGAAUGAUGAAAAGAAAAUAAGGAAGAUUCCAAAGCUGGAAGUAGAUUGUGCUGUGCUCGAUUGUGAGGAUGGUGUUGCUGUGAAUAAAAAGAAUGAAGCUCGAAUCAGAAUAGUGAAAACACUUGAAGAGUUUGAUCUGGGUCCAACUGAAAAGUGUGUUCGAGUAAACUCGGUAUCCAGUGGCCUGGCUGGAGCUGACCUGGAGACUCUCCUCCAGUCCCGAGUCCUGCCAUCCAGCCUAAUGCUACCGAAAGUGGAGGGUCCUGAAGAAAUUCAGUGGUUUUUAGACAAAUUCUCAUUCCACUUAAAAGGCCGAAAACUUGAACAACCAAUGAAUUUAAUCCCCUUUGUGGAAACUGCAAUGGGUUUGCUCAAUUUUAAGGCAGUGUGUGAAGAAACAGUAAAGAUUGGGCCUCCACUGGGCCUUUUUCUAGACGCAGUGGUUUUUGGAGGAGAAGAUUUUCGAGCCAGCAUAGGAGCAACAAGUAGUAAAGAGACCCAGGACAUCCUCUAUGCCCGGCAGAAGAUUGUUGUGGUAGCAAAGGCCUUCGGCCUACAAGCCAUUGAUCUGGUGUACAUCGACUUCCGGGAUGGAGACGGCCUUCUCAAACAGUCAAGACAGGGAGCUGCCAUGGGCUUCACUGGUAAGCAGGUGAUCCACCCCAACCAAAUCCCCAUCGUCCAGGAGCAGUUCACUCCCUCCCCAGAGAAAAUCCAGUGGGCUAAGGAACUGAUUGCUGCCUUUAACGAGCACCAGCAAUUAGGAAAGGGAGCUUUUACUUUCCGAGGGAGUAUGAUCGACAUGCCAUUACUGAAGCAGGCCCAGAACAUUGUUACGCUUGCCACAUCCAUCAGGGAAAAAUGAUCUGUUAAAUGAAGCUCUCAUCAGGUGGGCCGAACAUAUACAGUGUGUUUCUUAAAGACAAACUGUAAUACUCAAGGCAACUUGUUAGCAUGCCAGAUUGGGCCUCCCUCCAUUUACAGUUCAUGGUAAUCACGGAGCGUUGUUGUUAUUGUCUUACUGGCCAAUUAUUCCUCUAAAAAUGAACUUUCUUACUUUGGGGGUCCAAGCUCAUGAUUUUAUUGUUAUUUAUUAAUAUGUUACAAAUAGAGAUUUAUAAUUUCAUGGGGAAUGUAGAAAUCCUUGGGAAAUAGAAAUCCUAGACGGGCAAUGAGAAGAAAUUAAACCUUCAGGAAAACAGAUCUUCCCCAAUACACAAACUGCCUCCAUCCUCCUUGGGUUAUAUUUCACUAGUAAUCUGAUCGAAACAAGAGUGAUGGCGUUGAAAACAUUAUGAAGUGUUAUAUUGACUUGAUACCUUCACAAAUAAAACCUUCAAAACUGUUUUCUACGAACCUCCAUCCCACAGAUAGUACCUCCAUACCCUCCCACCGCAGGGUCGUGAACUGGAAGCCCUCCUCUUGGAAGAAUAAUCAACAGUCACCAGCAAUUAAAAAUAAUAAUAAAUGUGCACAAACACAAGACCAUCCACUCUCCCCUUUCUUUUCCCGUUGAACUGUUAGCCAUUGAAGUCAUCGCCCCCUCUCCCCACCCCCGUAAACGUAUGGCCAGGACAGGACUCCUUCAGCCAUAAACUUGUAGCGUCUAGGAAGACACAAAGCCACGAGCCUGGUGCAUGCGGGCCCCCUCGAGAUUUGCAUCACAUUAGAGGUGCUGCUCCAGGUCAUAUGGGUGGUGUGGUUAACGGGCUUAGUAAAGCUGUUUUGAAGAGGUUAACCCAGCUUGUAGUAAGGGUAAAUAAACAUAACAACCAGCCAUUGUUCCCUAUUCAGCAUGUACUCUUAUAUUGAAAGCUAAAGGGUAUUGAAGCCGCAAGGAUCAACUUGUGCGUGCCAGAGGACGCCAAUGAAGUUUGAAACACCAACAAUCAGAGAUUUUGUUUCUGUUCCUCAUUAAAUCAUGAGCUUUUGUGUGGA
This is a messenger RNA of Dipodomys ordii (Ord's kangaroo rat), 2115 nucleotides long. RefSeq names its product citrate lyase beta like (gene Clybl). Lineage: Eukaryota; Metazoa; Chordata; Mammalia; Rodentia; Heteromyidae. The transcript has 8 exons. Bases 14 to 1042 code for a protein of 342 amino acids. Gene Ontology annotation, biological process: regulation of cobalamin catabolic process. Gene Ontology annotation, molecular function: (S)-citramalyl-CoA lyase activity. The record is from RefSeq and is a predicted model, not a curated record.